GAUGUGACAGCUGCAAGGACCUAAGAUUGUUGCUGUAAGCCCACUCAGCUGGACCCUUCUGUCGCUGUCAUUCAGCCUCCAGAGAAGCUGCAAAAACUCCUGGAGCUGUCCAAGUUCAUGCUGAUAAGAAGAGCAAGUCAACAUGCCUCCAAAACGACUCAGUAGAAAAGAGGAAAGGAAAUUGUACACCUCACUGGCAGGGGAGCUGGUGAUCAUGGCCGGGACCAUCAUGCUGGCCUACUACUUCGAGUACACCGACACCUUCACUGUGCACGUGCAGGGGUUUUUCUGCUACGACACCACCUACACCAAACCCUACCUGGGACCCGAGGACAGCAGCGCCGUCCCGCCCGUCCUGCUGUACGCCGUGGUGGCCGGGCUGCCCACACUGAUGAUCACAGUAACAGAGACUGUGCUGUUCCUGGUCCAGUACACAUCCAAAGAGUUUGACCGGUCAGAGAAGACAGUAGCCACCGGGGACUGCUGUUACCUGAAUCCACUGGUGCGCAGGACAUUCCGCUUCCUCGGAGUCUACACCUUUGGCCUCUUCACUGUUGACAUCUUUGUCAACGCAGGCCAGGUAGUGACAGGGAACCUGGCACCCUACUUCCUGACUGUCUGUAAGCCAAACUACACUGCACUGGGCUGCCAGCAGACCCUGCGUUACAUCAGCCACCAGGAGGCCUGCACAGGAAACCAGGACGACAUCCUGCAUGCCCGCAAGACCUUCCCAUCCAAGGAGGCUGCACUCAGUGUCUAUGCUGCACUUUACCUGGCUAUGUAUGUGACGUGCACAGUGCAGGCGAAGGGCACUCGUCUGGCCAAGCCAGUGCUGUCUCUCGGACUCAUGUGUCUGGCAUUUCUCACUGGUCUGAACCGUGUGGCUGAAUACCGCAACCACUGGUCAGACGUCAUCGCUGGCUUUAUCAUUGGCACUGCCAUUGCCACUUUCCUGGUGGUGUGUGUGGUCCAUAACUUCAAAGGCAAGUUACUGCUGAGCGAGGAGUCACCAGCGGAGCAGCGACCCAACACAGGCAUACUGAACAUGGGCCGAAUGGAGAGUCCCCUGGAGAAGUAUAUCGCUUCACAGAAUCACAUCGCCUUCGCUGAGGUCACAUGACGUGGAGUCGGCCGUGUGGCAGACCCAUUGGACAUCCACACUGUUCACCAUCCAAUCCAAUUAACCAGAGCGCAGCGCUAAACUCAUUCUCUGUGUAUGUCUGAUCUGCAGUAUGUUGUUCUAUGUUGUCUUUAUCAGGCCCCUGUUGUCAUUUGCAGCUUCCUGUAUUCGGGAACAAAAAAAUAA
Messenger RNA from Micropterus dolomieu (smallmouth bass), 1306 nucleotides. RefSeq names its product phospholipid phosphatase related 5b (gene plppr5b). The coding region runs from base 143 to 1120 and encodes 325 amino acids. Gene Ontology annotation, molecular function: phosphatidate phosphatase activity. Gene Ontology annotation, biological process: phospholipid dephosphorylation; signal transduction; phospholipid metabolic process. Lineage: Eukaryota; Metazoa; Chordata; Actinopteri; Centrarchiformes; Centrarchidae. The transcript is spliced from 8 exons. The record is from RefSeq and is a predicted model, not a curated record.